AUGGAUUAUGUAGAUUAUCUUAAUGAUCCAUAGAAAUUUAUAAAAAAGGAAGGACUUUAAGCAGAUUAAAGAUUAUUUGCAGUAAAUGUAAAUAUGUAAGGUUGGGAUAAAGAAAUAAAUCAUUUAAAAUAGUUUUUACCAAAAUGUUUAAGACCGUAAGGAGAGAAUGAUGGUUUAAGUUAUUUAAGAUAAGAGAUUGAUGGUGUAAAUAUACCUUAAAUAUAUAUAAAAACAGAAGGAGUAUGGACAGGUGGACAUUAAGAGAAUUUAAGUGUAAAUGCAAUAAAUAUAAAUCAUGGUCCAGCAGAUUGUGUUUGGAUUACAGUUGAUAAUGAGAAUGUUUAGAAAUUAAGAUAAAAAGUAUAAGAAUUAUAUGAUACUGAUAUAUUCAGAAAUGAAGGAUUAUGGUUUAAAGAACCAGAAUUCUUUUUAAAAUAUGGAAUACCAUUUAGAUAUACAUUAUAAAAGAAAGGUGAUGUUGUUAUAUUAGGUGCAGGUUGUUUACAUUGGGUUAAAUCAUUAGGUUAAACUAUUAAUACUGCUUGGAAUCAAGUUGCUUUAGAUGAUAUGACACUUGAAGCUAUGAGUGAAAGACAUAAAUUAAACAAGGAAAUUAAUUAUAGAACUGUUAUUCCAUAUAAAAAUUUAAUGUUAGAUUUAUAUAUUCAUGAAAAAUCUCUAUCUUAAAUGACUAUUGAAAGAAUUUAAUUAGAACUUUAGAACUUUUUUGAUUAAGAAAAUAGAAAAUUACAUACUAUUGAUCCACCAUCUUCUUAAUUAGUUGAAUGUUGUAAAGAAGUAUAAUUAUGCUCUAAAUGUGAACAUGAAAUAUUUCUAUACUUUUAUCAUGACAAUGAAGAAUAUUUAUGUUUAGAUUGUGUUUAAAAUAAGCUUAAUCAUAAAAGUUUAUUAAUAUCUAUGAAAUAUAGAUAUCAUUGUUUUUAUUUCUUAUUAUAAUCAUAACCUACUAAUUGUAAUUAAGAAUUCUGUUGUCCAUAUACAGGAAAAACUAAAUGUUAAAUUUAAUAAGAACUUAAACCAGAAUAUUAAGAAGCAUAAUUCAAAUAUAAAGGAUAACCUAAAUUAAAUUCAAUGCUACAUGGUACUGAUAAAAUGAAGAAAAAAAAGGUUGAUAGAAUGGAUUAUGAAAUCGAUGUUAAAACAUCACUUAAUAAUGAUAAAUAAAAAACUAGAGGUAGAAAAAAAUCUAUUGAUAAAUCUCAACCAACAAUCAAAAGAAUUAAAAAUUAUUGA
Molecule: messenger RNA, 1254 nt
Organism: Paramecium sonneborni
Lineage: Eukaryota; Ciliophora; Oligohymenophorea; Peniculida; Parameciidae
Source: the annotation of a GenBank genome assembly